AGGAGAUUUUGAUAAACACUUGAAAAUAACGAUGAAGUUCGCUGCCACCAUCCUUGCUCUUAUCGGCUCUGCCGCUGCUUUCGCUCCGGCCCAAACAAGCCGUGCGUCUACUAGCCUUCAGUACGCGAAAGAAGAUCUAGUUGGAGCCAUUCCUCCGGUCGGAUUCUUCGACCCUCUUGGAUUCGCUGACAAGGCCGAUUCCCCCACUUUGAAGCGAUACCGUGAAGCUGAGCUCACCCACGGACGUGUUGCCAUGCUUGCUGUCGUUGGAUUCCUUGUCGGCGAGGCGGUAGAAGGUUCGUCGUUCCUCUUCGAUGCUUCUAUCUCUGGCCCGGCCAUCACCCACCUUUCUCAAGUCCCGGCCCCCUUCUGGGUCCUCCUCACUAUUGCUAUCGGUGCUUCCGAACAGACCCGUGCCGUGAUCGGCUGGGUGGAUCCCGCCGAUGCCCCGGUUGACAAGCCCGGUCUUCUCCGUGACGACUACGUCCCGGGUGACCUCGGAUUCGACCCUCUCGGCCUCAAGCCUUCUGACCCGGAAGAACUGAUCACUCUCCAGACGAAGGAACUUCAGAACGGACGUCUUGCUAUGCUUGCCGCUGCCGGUUUCAUGGCUCAGGAGCUUGUCAACGGGAAGGGAAUCCUUGAGAAUCUUCAGGGUUAAAGAGUGCAUCCAUCCAAAACUGGAGGUAUGGCUGGUCACAUGCACAGAGUUAACAACCAAUCCCUUUUCAAGCGAAGCUCGCAUGGUCUGCCGCAACAAAAUUUAGUUGAUGCCACCACAUAGAACGCUGUAACAUAGCCUAAAGCGCAGGUUUUAUAAUCAAAAUGUAUGGAAGC
Phaeodactylum tricornutum CCAP 1055/1 is the source of this 837-nucleotide messenger RNA. RefSeq names its product protein fucoxanthin chlorophyll a/c protein (gene Lhcx1). Gene Ontology annotation, biological process: response to light stimulus; photosynthesis, light harvesting in photosystem I. The coding region runs from base 32 to 661 and encodes 209 amino acids. NCBI's taxonomy places the organism in Eukaryota, Bacillariophyta, Bacillariophyceae, Surirellales, Neidiaceae. Gene Ontology annotation, cellular component: membrane. The transcript has 2 exons. The record is from RefSeq and is a predicted model, not a curated record.